Messenger RNA from Daktulosphaira vitifoliae (grape phylloxera), 1441 nucleotides. RefSeq lists its product as uncharacterized. Gene Ontology annotation, biological process: sensory perception of smell; detection of chemical stimulus involved in sensory perception of smell. The record is from RefSeq and is a predicted model, not a curated record. Lineage: Eukaryota; Metazoa; Arthropoda; Insecta; Hemiptera; Phylloxeridae. Gene Ontology annotation, cellular component: plasma membrane. Bases 98 to 1420 code for a protein of 440 amino acids. Gene Ontology annotation, molecular function: odorant binding; olfactory receptor activity. The transcript is spliced from 6 exons.
CAAAUUUUAUAAUUAAAUAGUAUUUUUGCUGAUUAAUUUUUUGUGUACAUUUUUUUCUUUAAAGUUAUUUUCAUGAUUUUUUAUAUCAAUUUAUAAAAUGAAUAGUGAAGAGGAAAAAAAUUAUAUAAUAAACUAUCAUUUCUUGAAGAUAUUCAAAAUGUAUCACGUUUUUUACCCUAUGGAUAAACCUGGAUUGAAAAUUGGAAAAUACAACAUUAACUACCAUACAUUUUACCCUUUUUUUGUACUAUUAGAGUUAAAUGUUAUGGCUGGUUGCUUAAUAGGAUUUUAUUAUGUAAUCAACGAUUUAUACGCCUUCGUUCAAUUGGUACUUUCUUUAUUUACUAGUUUUAUAACUGUUUGCAAAGCAAUCAGAUUCGCUCAAAAAUACGAUGAAUUCUGGAAAUUAUUUGACGUGAUGAAAGUAAAUUUUUUAUCAUACAGUUAUUAUAGAAAAGAUAUACUCAGAAAUUAUAGGAAAAAAUGUGUAGUGGUGGCAAAUAUUUACGCCUUUAUUUGGAUAACAUCUUGUAUUUUUUGGAUAGCUAAUCCAUUUAUUAUUAAAGAAUACCCCGUGAAGAAUCGCGAAGGCAAUAUUGCAGUUUAUCGAAACAACCCAUUAAAUAUAUUUUUAGCUUAUGUUUCUUAUGAACAUUAUCAAGACUUUUAUUGGAUAAUUUAUAUAAUUGAAACAAUUAUUGUAGUACAAGUUAUUGUCGACGUUAUCCUUCAUGACAGUAUUGUGAUUCUACUAUGCUGGAUGUUGUCUGCACAAUUAGAGACUAUUGCUGCUAAAUAUGAAACUUUUGGACAUAAAAAAAUAAAUAAAGAAGAAGAUGAAGAAAUAUUUUCUGUUGAAAAUUUAGAACUUAUAAUUGCAGACCAUAUUAAAGUGAUUUCGAAAGUUAAAGAGUUGUACGAGCUCAUAAAACCACUAACAAUAAUUCAAUUAGGAAUCAUGUCUAUUAUUUUUAAUGCAUUAACGUACAUGUGUGUUUUGAUGUUUUUCAGUGAAAAUAUGUUUAUAUCUGUGAUUUCUCUUAAACUGUUUCUAACUGCAAUUGGUGUUAUGAUGAAUUUAUUUAUCUCAGGAUAUUUCUACGGAUAUCUGGAAACUCAGAAAGACGCCAUGAUUUUUGCUAUGUACAGUUGUAAUUGGACAGUUAAAGACAUAAAAUUCAAAAAGAUGUUAUUACAUGCUAUAAAAAUGAAUAAUGGAAAUAAUUUAUCUAUGAAAGUGACACCAACAAAAUUAGUGAACAUAGAGAUGUUUUCUAGGGUAGGUUUUUUUUUAAAUAAAAAUUACUCUAUUAAUAUCAGUUUUUUCAUUUUAGGUUAUGAACACAUCUUAUUCAAUAAUUUCGCUUUUGAUAAAAAUGAAACUUCAAGAGCAGUCCAAUUAGACUUAUUUUUCUCAUAAUAUAGUUAAUAAUAAUAUACA